This is a messenger RNA of Verruconis gallopava, 3788 nucleotides long. RefSeq lists its product as uncharacterized. Bases 412 to 3600 code for a protein of 1062 amino acids. The record is from RefSeq and is a predicted model, not a curated record. Gene Ontology annotation, molecular function: protein phosphatase binding; protein phosphatase regulator activity. Gene Ontology annotation, cellular component: nucleus; cytosol. NCBI's taxonomy places the organism in Eukaryota, Fungi, Ascomycota, Dothideomycetes, Venturiales, Sympoventuriaceae. The transcript is spliced from 4 exons.
AGCAUCCUCCUUCGUCCAAAAAAAUAUCCACGUACAUGUGCGAUUCGUUGAUCUAGACCCUCGUACGCCCUCUGAGAGCACGCCCACGCCCCAUACUCUGUUGCCCUCGUUUCGCUGACCGGUGGCCUUGACGCUUGCUCGCUCGUCCGGGCUCCGCUGCAGCGCGACGUGUUCAAGCCCAGCUGUGCUCCCCGUAUCCAAGACCUCAAGCACACGAGCAUUCAUCACCGCCUUCACGCUUGCUGCUUUUGCGUCGGGCGUCCAAACUCUACUCUUCGAGGCCGCAAUUGCUUCCGCAUCGCACCAUUCAGUCGACGCAUGACAGGCCGAAGUCAACCCUCCUCUCUGUGUAUUUGCCCGCACCUCGCUCACCCGCACGCCUUGUCCAAGUCGGACAUCGCCUAAGUCAUCAUGUUCUGGCGAUUUGGCGCACACACAAGCAUCUCCACCAUUGAUUCGAUUCUAGACAAGCCAGAUGUCAGCCUCGAGGAGUUGCUGGAUGAACAGGAUCUGAUACAGGAGCUCAAGCAGCAAAAUUCAAAGCUGAUCGAGUUUCUGCGGGACGAUGCCAUUCUGCAGAGGUUGCUCGACUACGUGGUGGCAGAAAAAGUAGAGGAAGAGAGGCCGGCUACUCCAGACGUGGAGGAGGACCAGAGCAGCACAAAUCCCCUCAAUAGUUUCUUCGGCUCUAAGAAGAAUCGCAACCGCUCAAAAUCUACUGGCAAGUCUGACCAAGACGAGGAGAGCAAGGAAGAGAGACAACGACUGAAGUAUGCCUAUAUGGCUUGCGAAAUCCUCUCUUCCGACGUCUGGUCGAUAACGGAAGCCCUGUUGGAGAACAGAGAGGCGCUGCAAAAGUUUUGGGACUAUCUCAGGCAGAAGCCACCGCUGGACCCUGUCCAAGCCGGCUAUUUCAACAAGGUCAAUGAAUCGCUGUUUGACAAGAAGACGGAGGAGAUGCUGGAAAUUUUCAAGUCCAAAGAGAACGUUGUCCAGGAUAUGCUUCAACAUGUAGACUGCCCGACCAUCAUGGACCUCUUGCUUAAGAUCAUAAGUCUGGAGAGACAUGAGGGCGGGCAGGGCAUUGUCGACUGGCUGCAAGCACAUGACCUUAUCCCCUUGCUUUUGUCUAAUCUUUCACCCGACCGUGAAGCAGCGACGCAGACUUCUGCAGGAGACUUUUUAAAGGCUAUCAUCACUAUUUCCGCAAAUGCAACCGCUCAGGACCAGAACGUUAUUGGACCGAACGAAUUGACGAGGCAAUUGGUCUCUGAGCAAUGCGUCUCUCAGCUCAUCAGCAAUAUGCUUCACGGUGGGAACCCUCUCACCGUCGGCGUGGGCAUAGUGAUUGAAGUGAUUCGGAAAAAUAACUCAGACUAUGACAUGGACAAUCAAAUCGGGGAGAUUCCGAAGUCUUCAGACCCCAUCUAUCUUGGCACCCUGCUGCGACAAUUUGCACAGAAUGUGACUAACUUCAUGGACUUGAUCAACAAGGCGAGCAAAAAUAAGGAGCUCAAGGUCGCAUUUGGCGAGAAGAUCGAGCCACUUGGUUUCGACAGGUUUAAGACUUGUGAGCUAAUGGCCGAGCUUCUUCACUGUAGCAAUAUGGCAUUGUUGAAUGAGCGAGGUAGUGAAGCGGAGGUUAAGAAACGUGAUGCUGAGCGCGAACGACUCAAGGCAGAAGGUAAACUCCAGCCGGCCAAGGAGCUAUCUUCGGACGGAGAUGCAUUUGGCACGAGUGUUGAUAGCUCAGGAUUUCACCACGCACGCGCGCCGUCCAUGAGCAGCGACUCCCCAGAAGAAAUCCGGAGACUAGAGGUCUCAAACAACGGUGAGGAUGAAUUUGAGAACGUGACCGCAUCGGAGGCACUUGUGGACGAGAUGAAAGAAGAAUUGCUGGUGGAGAAGGACGCUUUUGGCGAGACACUGGAGCGAUCCCCUAAGCAAUCUCCCAGAAUGAUUCCAUCGGAGAAAUCGGAUGAUGCUGAUCUUGUGGUGGCUCCCUUAUCACCAAAGAAGAGCUCUACGCAUACCCGAACGCGAUCGACGGAUGAUAUCAAAGCUGACGCUCAAUCUAAAAUCAACGCUGAUUCGCCUACUUCGGCAGGUGUGACGGGGCUCUUGAGCUCUGUAGACCUCGACAAGGACACCGAGAUGCAAGAUUCUCCAUCAAGCGCUGAGAGGGGUGGACUGUCACCGCAUGCAGAUGACAAACCGGCACCUUUAUUUUCGGGAAAGAGGCCGGAAUCGCCAAGCAAGCUGGAGGCCGGAAGUCCUCUCAAAUUUGAACAUGCUCCUGAAUCUCCUUUCGCAGGUCCACCUCAGACUGAGGAUCCCGAACAGCAGUAUGCUCCAUAUGAAAUAGACAUAGACGGCUCUCCUGUAGUAGGCGAUAUGCUCAAGAUGAAAUUUGUUGAGCACCGUGUGGUCCCAACUAUAUUAGACUUCUUCUUCCGAUUUCCGUGGAACAAUUUUCUCCACAACGUUGUCUAUGAUGUUGUUCAGCAAGUUUUCAACGGCCGUAUGGACCGUGGCUUUAACCGUUCUCUCGCCAUAGACCUGUUUGAAACAGGCCGCAUCACGGAGCGAAUCAUAGAAGGCCAGAAGGCAAGCGACAAGGCGCAGCAGGACAUGAACAUGAGACUAGGAUACAUGGGCCACCUCACCCUUAUCGCCGAGGAGGUAGUCAAGUUCACGGAGCGGCACCCACCGGAAGUACUGGGCCAAGUCGUUUACGACAAAGUCAUGAGCAACGAGUGGGUGGAAUAUGUGGAGCAAACCUUGGCUGAGACUAGAGAACGAGACAACGCCAUCUUGGGAGGCGUGCGUCCGGACCUCUCUAUUCCUCCACGGCAAGCUGUACUCAACGCUGUAAAUGCUGCCCAGGACUUUGGCAAUGCGAGCACGGGAUCAUCCUCUCUUGCAGGAUUAUCAAAUGAUGGCAGCUUAGGCCUUGAUUCUGCAGAACUAUCCAACCAGGGUCAAGGAACAGGGGCACAGUAUUUAUUCAGCGGCAGCAGCCUGCUCAGCGGAUUCAACCAUGGCAGCAGUGACGAAGAGGACGAAGAGAUGGAGGGCGCGGAGAUGGGACUGGAAGGCGACGGGCCGAGCGGAAGAAAAGUGAUUGAUGAGGAUGAGAAUACUGAAGUCCCAUCCGGCAUAUCAAUUCCUCCGCUCAAUGUAGCGCCGUCUCGAGCACGCCGCCAAUUCGCUGCUCGCUUAGCGCAGAGAAGGGCCGAAGCUGAGGCCGCACAAGCUGCUCAAGAUGAAGACGAAGUGGAAGCGCCCGAGGUUCCUGAGUUACCAGAAGUGCCACCCCAGACGAUGGAUCCCCGAUCUGACGAUUCUGUUGACAAUGAUGAUGAUGUCGGCAUCGUCAUGCGUAAGACGGGCCGAAGAACACUGGCUGGACGACGACUAUUCAGUUUUGACGAAGACGACGACGACGAAGAGAACGACUCAUACAUUAGAAGGGAAUCGGAUGUCUUUGAGCGAUUGGGAAUCAAAGUGAACACGCCUGAGGGCAACGAGGACAAUAGCAGCGAGGAGAAUGGGGAUGCAACAACGAAGGGAAUGGAAAAGAAGGACGAUGACGAAUGAACGAAUAACUAUACCUGUACCAUAGCGCAGCUGGUGUCCAGACAUGAGAUGGCGUUAGAAAUUUACGUGUGGGCCGUGGGCGGAUUGGUGUACAGAAGCUGGAUACCACGGGCUUUGCAUUGCCCUUUCCGUAAUUUGUGCUUGCAUAAGAACAACUUAGACCAAAUUGAUUUCACCUCACCACCAGA